CCGGAACUGAUGUGUCAGUUUGCUUCCUCCCGGACAGUUUUCUUUUACACAUUGAAAUUCUACGGAGUGUUUUUUGUGUCGCGCUCCUCGUCUGAUUUAAUCAGAGCAUCGUUUCAUUUAAACACAAUUUAACAUCACUUUAAGGGUUAUUUUCUACCUCAAACACUUCAAGAUGGCAGGGAACUUCUGGCAGAGUUCACAUUACCUACAGUGGGUUCUGGACAAACAGGAUCUGAUGAAGGAGAGACAGAAAGAUCUCAAGUUCCUCACAGAAGAGGAGUACUGGAAGCUACAGAUAUUUUUUGCCAAUGUGAUUCAAGCCUUGGGAGAACACUUGAAACUCAGGCAGCAGGUCAUCGCCACAGCAACUGUCUACUUUAAGCGCUUCUACGCCAGGUACUCUCUGAAGAGCAUAGACCCUGUGCUGAUGGCCCCUACAUGUGUGUUUCUGGCCUCUAAAGUAGAGGAAUUUGGUGUUGUUUCGAACACACGCCUUAUUUCAGCAGCAACGUCUGUGUUGAAAACAAGGUUCUCUUAUGCCUUUCCAAAGGAGUUUCCCUUCAGAAUGAAUCAUAUCUUGGAGUGUGAAUUCUACUUACUGGAGCUCAUGGACUGCUGUCUGAUCGUGUACCACCCUUACAGGCCGUUACUGCAGUAUGUGCAAGACAUGGGUCAGGAGGACAUGCUGCUGCCGCUGGCUUGGAGGAUAGUGAAUGACACCUACAGAACGGACCUGUGUCUGCUUUAUCCUCCAUUUAUGAUUGCACUUGCCUGUCUGCAUGUGGCAUGUGUGGUACAGCAGAAAGAUGCCAGGCAGUGGUUUGCUGAGCUGUCUGUCGACAUGGAGAAGAUCCUGGAGAUCAUCAGGGUGAUACUGAAACUCUAUGACCAGUGGAAGAACUUUGAUGAUAGAAAGGAAAUGGCUGCUGUGCUCAACAAGGUGCCCAAACCCAAACCCCCUCCUAACAGCGAGACUGACCAGAGCUCAAACGGGAGUCAAAACAGCUCCUACAGUCAGUCCUAGAGCACCACCUGCUGAAGGACCUGAGGCAGAGUGAUUCGGGGAGGCAAACACAGCACAUUUUGGCACAUUUGAAUGCUGCUUUUCACAAGCACAUCGUUUUAUGACCGUGGGGAAACAGAUUCCUGGCACACACGUCCUCUCUUUCCUUUUCUCUGGGUUCUUCCACCAAUCAGAGCAGAUAGAAUGAUGCCACCUCCUUCCUUCCACCAAUCAGAGCAGCCCCUGUCAUUCUAGGAGCAGGAGGAAAGCAGACUGCUCACCUAUAGGAAAUCUGCUUUGAUUUAGAGUCUGUUGCCAAGCUUAAGGCUGUAGUGUUGAAUGUUAUGUACAAAAACCCACACAAACGCAUUGAUUAAGAGAGGUGCUGUUUUCCCAGAUCUUGUAAGUUGAUGAUCCUGACUUCCUUGAAAAGUCCCAUGAAGCUUUCUUUCAACGGAUGCUCUUUGGGAACAAAGAAAACUUGAUCAUUUUCUGUGUCUGAGAGCGAUGAAGAAAGAGAGAGUGAGAGUGUGUUUAAUUGCAAAUGUAUUUGUAUGCGUGCCUCUCGUUGACCAUAUCACAGUUUGUAUUCCUCAGGGAAAUGGAUCAGUCCUUUCUACAAAGUGGCUGUCUGUAAACUGAUUGGCCACAGGGCUAUGUGACGGCGAUCUUUUUGAACCCUUGUACUGUGUAAUCAAAUCCUGAUUGGAUACAUUUUCUUUGACACGUGUGUGGAUGAGAGUCA
Messenger RNA from Megalobrama amblycephala (Wuchang bream), 1748 nucleotides. It is a transcript of the gene ccnc, whose product is annotated as cyclin C. Gene Ontology annotation, molecular function: cyclin-dependent protein serine/threonine kinase regulator activity. Gene Ontology annotation, biological process: positive regulation of transcription by RNA polymerase II. The transcript is spliced from 12 exons. The record is from RefSeq and is a predicted model, not a curated record. Lineage: Eukaryota; Metazoa; Chordata; Actinopteri; Cypriniformes; Xenocyprididae. Gene Ontology annotation, cellular component: nucleus; mediator complex. Bases 173 to 1024 code for a protein of 283 amino acids.